AAGACGAGAGCUUACUUAAGUUGCGUUGGUCUAUCUUCCAUCCCCCGAAGGGCCGCUUGAGCCACAAAUUCAGCAUGCCGUCUCGGCCGCCGACAUCUGUCGUUGGCCGCUAUCAAGGUGGUCAUUCGCUUCGUGCAAACACGACGACUACAUUGGCCAACGCAGGCGUUUACCGGCAGUUGUUGCACGAGCACCAGGGCCGUAUUGUGACAAUGGCGUUACAGCAGCCCAAUAACUACGUAGUGGAAAACAAGAACGACGAGCACCACCACGACCGAAGAUUACGUCAAUCGUGCGCCGCAACCGCCUAUCGCAGCUUUUAUACGAAGACGAGGCUUUUGAGCAGUCGCUACUACGACGCGCGCGUGCGCCACUCGUACGGCCAAGCAACUUUGAAUGCCCGGGGAAGACACCAUGAUCAGCUCGGUUUUUCACACGAUCAUUCAAGCGCGGAGCAACUUCACGCACAAGAGGACCCAACUGUACACUUCGUCUACCCACAAGACCCCCUGUUCGCUUCUCGUCGAGAGCAGCGCUACUUCGACGACGCGGCGAUGCAACGGGUGGUGCUGGAGCGCAACAACGUGGGAAUGGGGUAUCUCGUCCUGAACGCGCCGACAGACGCGUUUCGGACCAGCCAGUGUUCGACGAAGGUGGGUCUUGACUUGCCGAGCGUGAACCUGCUGAUCACAAAACUGCGCGAUCUCGAGGUAAACACCACAAAACGGUUUGUGUGCCUCACACACAACAUGGAUGAUACGAUCGAAACGUGCGAGCGUCGAAAACACUUGCUCGGGGCGGAAUUCGAGCACGCCGGCUUUGUCUUUGAAGGGCUCUCGGAGUUCGACCUGCUGCUGCUUUCUGCUGCCGAACAGCGCGACAAAAUAAAACACAGAAGGCAUGGCUAUUGGUCAACAGUGCGCAAACCUAGAAUCUCGUCAAGCACUGGCACCGCCUUUCCCGAAACUACGAUUACGAACGGAGGUCCUCCAGUCGACGACGUUGAGGAUUCCUCGUCGUACGACCCGUCUGUUGCUGCCUUGAAUGUGGAAGAAGAUGGCUCUACAGGACCACGUCCCGCCGCUGUCACGAGCACUUCUUCGCUGGUGAUUCGAACGUUUCUGAAGCACUUUCAGGAGCUAACGUUGACUAUUGCCGACUACCGCAAACCGCUGCUCACACACUUUCCCGGUUACGUGCUCCAGGAGGGCGUUGCCACGCUGUUCUUCAGCGAGUAUUCCUGCGCCAGUAGGAGCACCAAGGUCCGCUUCCCCGACCUGCACGCCAAACCGCUACUCGGGGGCUUGUCGCUGCUGCUCGCGAGCAAUUCGGUCGCGAAAUUUUGCGCGCUGUCCAACCUGGAACUCCAGGGAGCGGACAGUGUGUACGCCAAUCUCGCCAAGUACUGGAUCGCCGGGCAGGACGCGUUUGACUUGUUGCAGCUGUGCGCGGAGAAAAUCGCGUUCGCCACGACGGAGCAAGACGGGAGGCUGCUGCUGAAGGAGCAUUUUCUCGAACUGCCAGAGGCCUCCCCGUGGUUCAAGCGCCGGUGUGCACUCAUUUCACGAAUCAUGCGCAACACCGCUGGGAACGAAUCCGACACGGAACAACCUUCAGCGCGAGCUUCUCUGGCGAGGAAAGCAGACGUGGACGAUAGCAACGACGACCACCACGAUGAGCAGCAGGAAGUUCGACGGGAGGAAGAUGGCCAGGCGCACCCGGAGAACAGCCUUAAUACAGGAGGUGGGGAUGAGUCAUCUGCAAGCAGGGUAUCGCCCACGACGCCCAGGACAGCGAAAUUUGAUUGGCGACGCCAGGUGAAUACGUGGCAGCGCGAGGCAAUCGCGGCAAUCAGCGGCACGAUGGGAGAGAGCGCUGCGGAUCAUCACGUCACUUCCGCGGCGACAAAGGACGCCUUGUCCUUCGUAACCAGCUGUAUGCGGUACUUCCGAGAAGACGAAAAAUUCCGAUUCGACAUAAUUCAUCCCGACCGGAAAAAUACGGCGACGUUGGACAUAAAAACAGAAAAAGGCGGUGAGUUCGGGGACAGCAGCGAUCAAGAGACCUUUCGGAAAGCAGGGAGUGAGGAGUCAUUUAGUGGUGGUGUUUGCAUCCAGCAAGAACAAGCGGAACUGGCGCGCCAAAAAUUCACCUUCGCGUUGAACUGGGUCCUGAUACAGAAAGCGCACCAAGCAAGGUUGGAUACUGUCAAAAUGGCUGGCGACCAGCAAAACGUCAAUCGACUGUUCAGCAGCACCAGCAAAAACCACUCCGGGAGCGCUGCGUCCAGGUCCACACAACAACAUGAGCACUAUCUUCGCGAGGAGGAGCACCGGCACCGGAGCCGCAUCGUGGACACCCUGACGCUGCCCCGUGUCCUGGCGAUGGAACUCAAGGCAGCGGAGCUGCAUCGGCAGUAUAUGGCAGAGGAUACAAGUGUCGUGGUUGACUUCGUGCAAGGGCAUGGUGUGAACCUUUUCGACGCCCUGUCAGAGCUCUUGGACGAGGACGGUCAUCAACAUGCCUCCCGAAGAGAAAACGCAAGAGGGAAAUUAUCUGCAGGUGGAUGCGAACGAGCAGGAGAAACUUCUAGGCAGGAGCCAAGAUCUUUGCAUUCUUUCGGCGACACUGACACAACGACAACGACGCCGGUCACCUCCGAUUACUUUGACAGCUGUGUGUUGAACCGAACUGAGUUCGCACUGUCGGCGGUGCCCUGGGUUCGGAAAUUCCACCCAGACUACGACGAAGAAACGAAGGCGGACCACGAUUUGGUACAGGGACAGCGAGACAAACACCGCUUCUCGGAAAAUUUCCUGCAGCAAGAACUUUUUGAAAUCAAGCAGAGCGUCUGUCCCGACCUCGUGCAGCGCUUUCAUUGAAAUCGAAAAUUCAAAUACUAAUACUCAUCUUGUCAAAAAAUGAGAAUGAGACUGCGAGACAAGUGCGUGACUAGCAAAAGUUUCUUCAUAAAUUUGAGAGCUCAUGAUUGUAGUUUCAGAACCAGAACAAGUUUUCUUAGCGUCACACAGAAAGUACACAUGUUUGAAAGUGGUUUCGCGACGGAUGAUGACAAUCUGGUCGGUGCCGUGUGACGAUGGGAGUUGAAGUUGUGCAGGUGACACUCAUACAUUCAUUGUUCCGAAAAAUCCGCUGGAGAUCCUUCAACAGAAGCUGCAACAACAAUGUUGUCAUCAGCUACGAUAUGGAUAGGCACGUUUUAGGACAACGUAUCGAAAUAAUUUUGUUGUUUUCCUUCUCUACUUUUAGCAAGAACAGUUGAAAUUCUG
Messenger RNA from Amoebophrya sp. A120, 3290 nucleotides. The record is from the annotation of a GenBank genome assembly. NCBI's taxonomy places the organism in Eukaryota, Dinophyceae, Syndiniales, Amoebophryaceae.